UACAAAUAUAAAUAAGACCCCAUUUUCAAUUGAAGAUAUUUUAUGUCGUAAAAAAAAUAAUGAUAAUAAAAAUAAUAAUAAUAACAAUAAUAAUAAUUUAGAUGAUAUUAAUUUAUUUAAUAUAAAUAAUAAUAAUAAUAAUCAAGAAAUAAAUGAAAAAUUUGAUGAUCCUAUUUUACUUAAAAAAGGAUCAAAUACAUCAUCACAAAAUUCAUAUAUUACGAGUAAUAACGAUAAAAAAGGAAUAUGUUCAAAAAGUGAUGAUAUUAUACAGAGGAUAGCAAUUGAUAAUAGAUUAAGAUCACCAAAUCCCAUGCACGUUAGCGCUAAUAAUCUUACAGCAAAUCAAGAAGAUGGUUACAGAAAUACACAUCCGGCAGGAUGUAUGUUAUAUCCAAAUUCACAUUUUGCCGAACAAGGUUUCCUACAAAUGACAUUAGGAUAUUUGGGCCCCUCAUCAGGGGCUUUCAAAACUAUUGAUCCAUAUUUUUUACAUCAAGGUCUAUUUUCAACUGGAUGUAUACCAGAUAUUGCUUUAGGUAUUGGUAUGAAUGCAAAUAGUUUAAAGCAUUGUAGAAGACGAAAAGCAAGAACUGUUUUUAGUGAUCCACAAUUAACAGGUUUAGAAAAAAGAUUUGAGGCUCAAAGAUAUUUAUCAACUCCUGAAAGAGUCGAAUUAGCUACAGCAUUAGGAUUAAGUGAAACUCAAGUAAAAACAUGGUUUCAAAAUAGAAGAAUGAAGCAUAAAAAACAAUUGAGAAGAAAGGAUACAACAAAUGAACCAGUAGAUUUUUCAAAAAAUGAUGAACAUAAAAUUAUACAAUUUCCAAAAUCAUCAGAAUCUCAACAAUUACAUGAAUCAUCUGACAAUUCUUUAUUAUUACAUGGAAGAGGAGGUGGUGGAAAUGGUGGAAUUGAUAAAAUUGAAUUAAAUAAACAAAAUGAUAGCUCAUUACAAAAAUUUAUAACAUCAAAUAGCUAUCAUCAUCAUGCAAUUAAUACACGCCGAAAAGAUUUAUCAUCUUGUGAACCAUUGAGUAGUGAUGAAAAUGAUUUUGAUGAUGAUGAUGAUGAAAGUGAUGUUGAUAUUGUUGGAGACUGCAAAGAGUAUUAAAAAAAUAAAAAUUACGAUAUACGAUAUCGUAUAUAUCGUAUACAUAAAUAUAUCGUAAAUUCAUUUAUUAUGUUUUUAAAUACAUACACACAAGUUACUGGAUUAAUGAAGAAUUCUUUAAUAUAAAU
Messenger RNA from Condylostylus longicornis, 1242 nucleotides. RefSeq names its product brain-specific homeobox protein-like. The transcript has 5 exons. Gene Ontology annotation, molecular function: DNA-binding transcription factor activity, RNA polymerase II-specific; DNA binding. Gene Ontology annotation, biological process: regulation of DNA-templated transcription. Lineage: Eukaryota; Metazoa; Arthropoda; Insecta; Diptera; Dolichopodidae. The coding region runs from base 314 to 1114 and encodes 266 amino acids. The record is from RefSeq and is a predicted model, not a curated record.